Messenger RNA from Ophidiomyces ophidiicola, 453 nucleotides. RefSeq names its product Peptidyl-prolyl cis-trans isomerase H (gene CYP3). The transcript has 3 exons. Gene Ontology annotation, biological process: protein peptidyl-prolyl isomerization; protein folding. Gene Ontology annotation, molecular function: peptidyl-prolyl cis-trans isomerase activity. Gene Ontology annotation, cellular component: intracellular membrane-bounded organelle. The coding region runs from base 1 to 453 and encodes 150 amino acids. The record is from RefSeq and is a predicted model, not a curated record. Lineage: Eukaryota; Fungi; Ascomycota; Eurotiomycetes; Onygenales; Onygenaceae.
AUGGAAUUGUUCGCAAAUAUUACUCCACGUACGGCGGAGAAUUUUCGCCAGUUUUGCACGGGAGAAACCAAAGAUGCCCGUGGACGGCCUCAAGGGUACAAAGGAAGCAAGUUCCAUCGGGUGAUCAAAGACUUCAUGAUUCAAGGUGGCGAUUUUCUGAAUGGUGAUGGCACGGGCCGAAUAUGCGUUUAUGGAACCACUACAUUCCCUGAUGAGAACUUCAAUUUAACCCAUGACGGACCCGGUUUGCUUAGCAUGGCAAAUUCCGGUCCCAAUACGAAUGGGUGCCAGUUUUUCAUCACUACAGUUGCAACCCCUUUUCUAAACAACAAGCAUGUUGUAUUUGGCCGGGUAGUUGAAGGGAUGGAUAUUAUUAAAAUGGUAGAAAAUACCCGAACUGCGCGAGAUAAGCCAACCCAAGAUGUUACCAUCGCCCAAUGUGGAGAAAUGUAA